Messenger RNA from Lolium perenne, 1357 nucleotides. RefSeq names its product naringenin,2-oxoglutarate 3-dioxygenase. NCBI's taxonomy places the organism in Eukaryota, Viridiplantae, Streptophyta, Magnoliopsida, Poales, Poaceae. The record is from RefSeq and is a predicted model, not a curated record.
CCUCACUCCUGUACACCUAACCACAGCAACGCUUGAGAAAAAAGCCAAGCUAAGCUCGACCGUCGACCGAGCACAUGGCGACAAGAAGCAGCAGCAGCGACGGCGCGCUCCCCGUGGUGGAUCUGGCGCCGUUCUUCCUCGCCGGCGUCGGAGACGUUGACGCCGCCCGCUCUCGCGUGACCGAGGCCGUGCGCGAGGCUUGCAUGUCGACGGGGUUCUUCCGCGUCGUGAACCACGGCGUGCCGCCGGAGCUCAUGGCGCGCGCGCUCGAGCUGUCGGCGGCGUUCUUCGCGCUGCCGGAUGAGGAGAAGGCCAAGGUACGGCCGGCGGAGGGGUCUUCCAGUGCACCGCUCCCGGCAGGCUACGCGCGGCAGCCCGCGCACUCCGCCGACAAGAACGAGUACCUGCUCGUCUUCAAUCCGGAGCUCUGGCUCAACGUGUACCCCGCCGAACCUGCCGGAUUCAGGAAUGCGCUAGAGGAAUGCUACGCCAAGCUCACCGCCCUGGGGCUGCUCAUCCAAGACAUCCUGAACGAGUGCAUGGGCCUACCGCCAGGCUUCCUCGCGGAGUACAACGCCGACCGCAACUUCGACUUCCUCACGCCGCUGCGCUACUUCCCGGCGACGUCGGCAGAGGAGACCAACGGCAUCUAUGCGCACGAGGACGCCAACCUCGUCACCUUCGUCCUGCAGGACAACGUUGGAGGCCUGGAGGUCCUCGGCAGCGAUGGCUGGGUCCCGGCGGGGCCCGUCGAGGGCACCAUUAUCGCCAACAUUGGCGAUAUCGUGCAGGUUCUCAGCAACAAUAAGUUCAAGAGCGCGACGCACCGGGUGAUCAGGAAGCCGGGAGCGCACCGGCACUCGCUCGCUUUCUUCUUCAACCUCCACGGGGACAGGUGGGUCGAGCCGUUGCCGCUGUUCGCCGGCAACCUCGGCGAGGCGCCAAGCUAUAGGGGGUUCAAGUAUGGCGAUUAUAUGCAGUUGCGCAUGAGGAACAAGACCCACCCGCCGUCAAGGCCCGAGGACGUCAUCGACAUCACUCAUUACGCCAUCUAGCUUGUAGAAGCUUAAUCCCAUGUGCAAUCGUGCAUUUUCGGUUCUCAAUUUUGAAUUCGUUAUGGUGGUAUUUAGAGCAUGGCAAUCUUAGUUGAGGACAGAGUUGCUCUCUUUACUGAUGCUCUGCAAUGUCAGAUUCUGAGUUUGCCUUUUACUUAUUUAGGGCUACCACUAAGCACAACCAAACCAAAGAAAGUAUUAUUCUUGCCCUUAGUUCAAACUGUACAGAAAAGGUUACAAGCUUCUGCUAUGUACCUUAAUUGUGGCAGUAAGUUAAGAAUGAUGAAUUAUGUUCUUUCUUC